CAUCAUGUGACCUACAAUUCACAGCUGGUCACUGCAGUCACAUGACUCUGCUGUAGCCAUCACACUGUCCAGGUAGAUGAUGUCAGGUCAGUAUAUACAUAUGAUCCUCUUUAGCUAUGAUUCCCGGCUCCCGGAUCAGUGCACAGCCCCCACCAUUACUACAGACAGCGCCGCAUGUAUUCACAAACAACACUCACCCAGUAAAACACUUCCGAUUGGCCACCUUGCCUCCUCCAAUAUGGCUCCUCCAAUAUGGCGCCCACAAUCUCCCUCGCCCCCACGUAAUACGUCAUCACUAACGUCGCGCCCUCCUUGUCAGUUAAUACCAUCGAGUUGCAGACACUCGUCCCUGAAUGCCCUUUGUGGUGGAAGGUCCUCCGCCCCGCCCCCUUGCCUCGUUGUCAUUGGCGGACGGAUGUCUGUCCCCGCCUUUCCCCUCUGCACCGGAAGUGACUGGUAGAGCGGAUCGAGCGGCAGUGCGAUGACAUCUUGGCGGAGCUAAGCAUCCGGCUGCUGAGGCGGGGGGAGAGAUGUGUCUGGCCGGCGGUGUACGGAGGGGUCUGGACACCGACUGACUCCAGAGCCGUUUAUGCCAGAGUUAGCUGCUGCUAAACAACCUGACAAGAAGUCUUCCAGCUCAUACCCCAUGCUCUGAAAACUGGACACACUUGUGUAUUUGUCAUGAAGAUGGAGGCAGUCAGCAAGGAUGAACAACUUCUAGACUCUGAAGUGCCUCCUCAUGUCACCCAGGAGAAAGCGGACUCUCAGGCCGAAGAAGGAGCCCUAGAUCUACAGACGCCUCCCUCUGUGAAAGAUGGCGCUGAAGACGUCCCAGACUCUUCCGGACUCGCGUCAAUGCCUUGCCUGCUGAUGGAACUGAGAAGGGACUCAUCUGAGUCUCAGCUGGCGUCUACGGAAAGCGACAAACCCACCACUGGCCGGGUGUACGAGAGCGACUCCUCUAACCACUGCAUGCUUUCUCCUUCUUCCAGCGGACACCUGGCCGACUCCGAUACAUUGUCUUCCGCUGAAGAGAACCAGACGCAGCGUCCUCAAGCAAUAACCGAAGGCUGCAACAAUGCCAGCCAAGGAGCCGCCGUGGCUCGCAAGUCUCGGAGAUCCCGGUCAGAGAGCGAAACCUCCACUAUGGCUGCCAAGAAAAAUCGCCAGUCUAGCGAUAAGCAAAAUGGUCGGGUCCCCAAGAUUAAAGGUCACAGGAGCCAAAAGCACAAAGAGAGGAUCAGACUGCUGAGGCAGAAGAGAGAGGCGGCCGCUCGGAAGAAGUAUAACUUGCUGCAGGACAGUAGUACAAGUGACAGCGACCUCACCUGCGACUCGAGUACGAGCUCAUCGGACGAGGAUGAAGAGGUUUCAGGGAGCAGUAAGACAAUCACAGCGGAGAUUCCAGCUGGCUUCAACCGUGCUGGGGGAUCUGCAGGAACGCCCAGGGAUAUUCCAAGAUUGCUUGAAAGGGGCACCGUGUGGGAUAGGAACUGCAUAGGCAAUGUCCUGGAAGAAGCUAUGAACUGUUUUGCAGAGAUGCAGAGACAGACAGAGGAGAAGUUCCGUAUGUGGAUAGAGAAACUGACCCGACUAGACACAGACGAGGAGAGUAAGCAGCAGCUGGAGCCCGGCGACACCAAGCUGCACCUAGGCGGCCAGAGCUUUACGCCAAGCAGCUCAUCGAGUACAUUUGUGGCAGGGCAGGAGAGUCCCACCUUCCCCCAGCAGGCUCUCGGCUCGUACGUCAGUUACCAGAAUGUUGACACCUUAGAGUUCCCUCCAUCUGCAUUAAAUAACAAUUUCCCAGACACCUUCCCAGAAAAUGGUAACAACAUAACCGAUCAAGAAAUUAACCAGUCCUAAUCACCACCCACCCCUAAAUAAAUUCUCAUUGUUCUCGAAUUGCACUAAACGACGGCCCUCUUACCGCAGUUGAGUCUCUUACGAAAAACACCAAGGGGGCUGAUGGUUAACCAAGUCCUUCUACCAAAGCUUGGCUGAAUGCAGAAUGUUGUUGUAAAAAAACAUAUUUGUCUGCACCAUUUGCAUGCCUCCCCACCUGACGGAGGGAUGAAAUUUAGAAAAAGCUAUCUUAUACAUCAGGGCAAAUGAACAAUGUCUUUUGAACCCUAUUGAUACCAAUAUAUAUGCUGUUCUAAUAUGAUGCAGAUGGAGUAUUUUGACAGAGACCCUACAAAGUAUUAUAAUUUUUAUGCAAGUAGAUGUAGGUCCGGUCCAUACAUCGCUUCCCGCGUCACGACUAUACUACCCCUUCCCCUGUAACAUUUCUCACCCGGUGUGUGCCUCAAUAAGAUGCCUCCUUUUUAUAGACUGUAUGAAAUGUAUUAGAAUUUCCUGUUGAAUAUAUAAAGAAUGUUCUGUACUAUAACCUGCUUUCUUAAGUUUACUGUCUGUAAUGUCUCUGCUACCUAAAGAAUGUUUUUUUUCUAUUCUCUAUGUAAAGUUCAAUAGCAUAUACAAGUGGCCCGUGGGUUCUCCACAGGUCCUGCCUGCCUUGCUGUAGACCGGUGUUACCCCAACCUGGGUCUCUCCAGCUGUAGCAAAACUGCAAUUACUAUCAUGCCCCGACAGAUUCAGCUGUCAGGACGUGUAGGGAAUUAUAGCUUUUUGAAGAGCUUGAGACAGGUUGGUAAAUACUGCCACAGAAUAUUGUGGUCACCUGAUACUGAGCCUCCAGAAGAGUGUUGUUCCUGGCAUAACAUGUUCCUGCUUCACUUGUUUUAUCAAGUCCUUGUGUCCUGAGAAUGCAUGGAAACCUUUACUAAAUGGGGAUAAUUUUUAGUACUUUUCUAUGUGAUCAAGUCAAUGACUCAAAAUGUAUAAAGAAAGCCUUAAAGGGUACCUGUCAGCUCCAUAUCAUGCUCAGCUGCGAAAGGGGAGAUAAAACAAAUGAUACUGGUCUCUUAGCCGAUGGCUACAAAGACUUAAAAUCUCCUUUUACUUCUAUGCUCGAGUUGUAGAGACUGGGUUAAGCUGCAGCAUACAUAGACCUCAUUUACUGCCUGUACAU
Hyla sarda is the source of this 3034-nucleotide messenger RNA. RefSeq names its product arkadia (RNF111) N-terminal like PKA signaling regulator 2N (gene ARK2N). NCBI's taxonomy places the organism in Eukaryota, Metazoa, Chordata, Amphibia, Anura, Hylidae. The transcript is spliced from 3 exons. The record is from RefSeq and is a predicted model, not a curated record. Gene Ontology annotation, biological process: ubiquitin-dependent protein catabolic process. The coding region runs from base 682 to 1866 and encodes 394 amino acids. Gene Ontology annotation, molecular function: ubiquitin protein ligase activity.